CUGCUUCCUCGCUGUAAUCUGCGCAGGGUCGCAGUUGUUGUGCCUCCUUUAUUUUUUCAAAAGCAGUGAGACCAUGACUGGCGGGACCGAGUUUCACAAGACCUACAACAACAAUAGCAACAGCAAUAGCAACAACAGCAACAGCUCCGACACCGGGAUGGACGUAGACAUGGAGUCGGGUCAUUUGGAAGGAGAGCGGGGAGACGCGGAGGGAAGUAUCCGGGCUGCGUGCUCCUCUAACGGCAGCGGCGCGGAGGACGACGAGGCCCGAGAAGCCGGGGGCUGUAGUAGUCAUCACAUCCCGGAUAGAGGAGGGGUGCUCGGCUGCGGCAGGGAGCAGGACGUGUCGGUGGAAAUCGGAGAGACGUAUUUAUGUCAACGAGCCGAUAAAACAUGGCAUACAGCAGAAGUUAUUCAGUCGCGGCUCAACGAGCAGGAGGGCAGAGAAGAGUUUUAUGUUCAUUAUGUUGGAUUCAACAGACGUCUGGACGAGUGGGUCGGCAAGGCUCGCCUGGCGCUUACCAAGACGGUGAAGGACGCGGUGAGGAAGAGCACGGAGAUCGGCGGCGUCGGAGACUUGGGCGAACAGCCGGAGAGAAAGAUCACUCGAAACCAGAAGCGCAAACACGAUGAGAUCAACCACGUGCAGAAGACGUAUGCAGAGAUGGACCCAACAACAGCGGCACUGGAGAAGGAGCAUGAGGCGAUCACGAAGGUAAAAUACGUGGAUAAGAUCCAGAUAGGAAACUUUGAGAUCGACGCCUGGUAUUUCUCGCCGUUUCCCGAAGACUACGGCAAGCAGCCCAAGCUGUGGAUCUGCGAGUACUGCCUCAAAUACAUGAAGUACGAGAAGACCUUCAGGCAUCACCUGUCGCACUGUCAGUGGAAGCAGCCUCCAGGAAAAGAGAUCUACAGAAGAAGCAACAUCUCCGUGUAUGAAGUAGACGGUCGAGAUCACAAGAUCUACUGUCAGAAUCUUUGUCUACUAGCGAAGCUGUUUCUGGACCACAAGACGCUGUAUUUUGACGUGGAGCCUUUUAUCUUCUACAUUCUCACCGAGGUCAACAAACACGGAGCGCACAUCGUCGGCUACUUCUCUAAAGAGAAAGAAUCUCCAGACGGGAAUAACGUAGCGUGUAUUCUCACGCUGCCGCCGUACCAGCGCAGAGGUUACGGAAAGUUCCUCAUAGCGUUCAGUUACGAGCUGUCGAAGCUGGAGAGCGCCGUCGGGUCUCCUGAGAAGCCUUUGUCUGAUUUGGGGAAGCUGAGCUACAGAAGCUACUGGUCCUGGGUUCUGCUGGAGAUCCUGAGAGACUUCAGAGGGACGCUGUCCAUCAAAGACCUCAGUCAGAUGACCAGCAUCACGCAGAGUGACAUCAUCAGCACGCUGCAGUCGCUCAACAUGGUGAAGUACUGGAAAGGUCAACAUGUGAUCUGUGUGACGCCCAAACUGGUGGAGGAGCAUCUGAAGAGCGCCCAGUACAAGAAACCGCCCAUCACAGUGGACACGAUGUGUUUGAAGUGGGCUCCUCCCAAAAAUAAACAGGCCAAGUUGUCCAAGAAGUGAGAGACGGCAACGCCACUUCUGUCAACCUUCAACCAACGUUCAGUCAACCAAUCCAUCCAUGUGUUCAUAUCACUCUCCUCCUCAAUCUGCUGUUAUAAAAACUCAAACUGUAAAUAAUUGUUAGUAUCAUCUGUCAGUAUUUUCUUAAAAUAUAUAUUAAAAAACA
Messenger RNA from Scomber scombrus (Atlantic mackerel), 1733 nucleotides. RefSeq names its product K(lysine) acetyltransferase 8 (gene kat8). Bases 74 to 1567 code for a protein of 497 amino acids. Gene Ontology annotation, biological process: regulation of DNA-templated transcription. The record is from RefSeq and is a predicted model, not a curated record. The transcript is spliced from 11 exons. NCBI's taxonomy places the organism in Eukaryota, Metazoa, Chordata, Actinopteri, Scombriformes, Scombridae. Gene Ontology annotation, molecular function: histone acetyltransferase activity.